This is a messenger RNA of Amoebophrya sp. A120, 1881 nucleotides long. NCBI's taxonomy places the organism in Eukaryota, Dinophyceae, Syndiniales, Amoebophryaceae. The record is from the annotation of a GenBank genome assembly.
GUCGUAGUCACGGUUUCAUUCGUACAGUGUAGAGAUUCUUGAACGCCGAAACUACGUUUGUCAAAUUUAGAUUCGUCCAAACCACCAUGCCGACAGGAAUGCUAGAUCGAGAGGCGCGCCUGGCAAAGCUGCUGAAUUCUGCCUGCUAUGGGAACAAGGAGGCAACAGAACUACCUACAACUGGAGGCGCAAGCGAAGGCCCGUCAGUACAGCAGGCAACUCAUGGUUCGCGGAGCAAAGUAGUUCCGGAAAUACUGACAGCGUCUGGGCAAAAACGCGCACCGGGGGCGAUUGUUGAAUCGAAAGGGAAUGCUGGUGCGGUGUCCAGCGCUCAGGGAGCAACACCUCCAACAGCACCGACGCGCAUCCGGGAAGGCGCGCGCGUGCUCGGGACGGGCCAGACAGUGCAUUCGAACCGGCUGCAGAAAGCAGGUGCCGUCGGCUUCACGCCCUCUGCGGGCCGCGCAGCGGUAUCGGUGGAGGAGAGCCGCCGGGCCGUGGCAAACAGCGGGAGAACCGCCACAAGGGGAAGCGCAGCGGGCGCUGAUGACGGUAGUAGCACGGUCGCCGCCACUGUGCGCGGAGAGCUCUCGUCGCUGUACGGGGCGCACCACAGCGCGGAAGGGGAAGUUCGACGGGCGAAUGCGAGGGAGAGAGUCCCACCCGCGUCCCAACGACCUCGUAUCGUUCGAUAUUUAUCUUGUGCUGCUUCUGCAAUAGGUUGUAGGGUGGCUCCCUCUAGUACUGCUACGAAAAUCGCCACUAGCGCUGCCUGAUAUUAAGGGUUCCCUACCUUGAAACGGAGUUUCGCUUGAUCCUGAAUGUGUGUUUCGCGCAUUUUCUCGUGAUUCGUCAGGUGACAACGCCGCGUUGAACGCGGCCCGCGGAUCGGAAAAGCCUAAGGUUGCGGGUGACGGGAUGAAAAAUAGAAAUAACGUGAAGACACUGGCUGAUAUUGUGCCACAACCAGCAGCUGCCGGACGCGCAUCCGCAGCCUCGUCCAGCAGCACGCUGCGGAACACCACGGCGGCGUACCGACAGAGCCAGGGCACUAUCAAAUGGAAAUAUGUCUGGGUCUGGAAGAGUGCAAACUUCUUAUGCAUAUUUUCCAUGUCCCAUGAGGUUUGGAAUGCAGGACCUAGCAUGACAGAGUCUGCGAGGUCUCUGCCAUGCCUAUCCUGCAUGAGAAACUCCCACCCAACUUGGUCGAAAGAGGACAGCUUUUGGCAGUCAUGCAACACAGAUUUUUGCAUGAUUUGGUUUUAGCAUGACAAGCUUCAAUCUUCCAGACCCAAACAUUUUUGCAAUUCAUAGGCACAACCGCACGUCGCCUGGAGGACGUCGGCAAGAGCACUAUGACGGACGAACAACGGGAGCGCGUAGAGAAGGCCCGGCGGGUCGUGGGGAAGGACAAAGAGUGCGACUUGCCACCUGCGACGUGCACGCCGGGACAGGCGAACAUACACACAAUUGGUGGCGGUUCUGCCGACGCUCGCGGGACGAGACGGGGUGCGGGUAGCAUGGGAAGCUGCGGGAAGAAAACCGUCGUAGCGGGAGCUUCACAGGGCGCCAAGCGCGUUCCCGGGCGUUAAUAGGGACGUGCUUUUCUUUUCAUCUGUAAAGGAAUUUUUGUCGGGAACUAUUUUUCUUGCGCCUGCCGGCGUCGCGACGGUUGAUUGUCUCUCGCUCGUGGAUGAUACCAUCUGGAACUAUGUUGCGACCAACAAUGAAUUUGAUGACAAUAGAGCCAGUGCGAGGUACCAAAGAUGUACUGCUAUAAUAAAAGUGAUUUCAGAAUAUUCCUUCUGUGCGUGAUACUGCAGCUCAGCAAGAAUGAAGAUAGGUAACGGCCUCUCGUCUGUCUCUGUCGUUUUCACGAAU